CAAAGAGUGGCGUCAUGAACAUGUGUCGCAUCAAUACAUUUUUGCAUCCUUCAUAGCCUUUGAAUUUUUCCUCCGAAAAUGUGAGUUGGGGUGGAAGAAGUUUGAACAUUGUUGCAAAGUGCAGGAUGGCCAAAGUGGAUAAAGCUAGGAGAUCCGCAGACAAGACCCGUGACGCACCGCUUGAGCUUAAGUUGACAGGAUCUCAGAUCAAUUUACAAGAAAGACCGCGAAGUAAUCAUGCUUUGAGCAGGUAUUCAUCUCGAAGCUCGUUGAAUAAUCUCAAGCGUCCUGUCUCAGCCACACCUCAUCUCGGAUAUUAUCAGCAAAACACGAUGCGGAAACUUGUGAACUGGAGUCGACCCCAAUCCGCGGAGGCCUCAACUAUUGGGAUCGGGCGUAACAGCAAACUGGCCGCCAACUUUCGUCAGAGUGUCGCAUGUCUCGACGAGCACGAUUUCGGGCUGUACUCCGGUUCGAACCACCUCUCAAGCGAUUCCGACAGCGACCUGGUGUCGGCCUACAACCGCCGAAAGCCGUGCGGAGGGGCAGGCCCGAGUGGUGGCGGCGACACCCGCAACAACCCCUCCUUCUCCAACCGGGGCCUCCACACGGCGACCGACCCCAACCGCGGCCACCACCCGGACCCCGCCAUGGACGUCGUCAACAUCUCCGACGAGGAGAACCUCGACGACAUCGUCGCUCUCAAGUUCCAGCGCUGGUUCCCGAGCUCCCGCACCGACAAGGCCUCCAUGAUCCUCGAACGGAAAGAAACCACGACCGACUCCAACGGCACCGUCUAUCACGCCAGCAAGUUCGAGCUCCGAAACUAUUCCAACACCGAAUCCGUUGUCAACGUCCUCAACGACAUCGACGACGAGGAACUUCUUCGGGACGAUGAGCCGCCCCGGCCCAAGAGCUCCAAAGAACGCAUUCCGCAAGAACACGACGUCGCCAAGAGAUCCUGCACCUCUCGCCAAGAAUCUAGGACCAUAAGUAGUAUACGAGAAUCCGAAAGUUAUCACAAUGGUUUGGAGAACCGAACUCUGGAUCGACAAAACCAGCCCGUUGAAAAUCAGAAGAACGGACUGCGCAGUCCUUAUCCAUCCCUGAGCAAAAACGAUAGUAACAAUAACGCGAAACAGUCCGGGGAAAGCUACGGAAGUUACAGCCUUCUCAACCCCGUCGCGGCGAAGUAUCCGAACAAGAUGAAUUAUGAAAGUGUAUCGGAGUUGAUCGACGGCACGCUGCAUAAGAUCGGUUUCUAUUCGCCACCGCAAGCGAGUAAAACGGAGAACCCUUCGUCUCGACCUCAAACUGGGAACGGUCAAGAAGAUAAAUCGCCGAAGAAUCAUUUUUCUUCGACGUCGUCGUUUUUGUUCAACGCGGCCAACUCGAAGAGGUUCGAUAGCUUCCCCGAGGUCGCGGAUAAGUUCGACAAAGACGCGUGCCAAAGCUCGAAUGUCAGCUCUUGCGGAACCGAUAAGGUGAUGUCGAGCAGCGGGUAUUCGACGGGUAAAACGUCGUCCGAUGUGUACUCCCAACCCAGCAACAGUAAAACAGAUUCGCCCGUCCCAAAUUGCACCCAAAAUGAGCUCGAUUUGACCGGAAAAACGGAGAGUGAUCAAAUGGAACAAUCGGCCAGUUUUCGCACGACGCAAGUCAAGCAAGAUCGGGUUUUGGAAGCUAGGAGUGCAGCUUUACGGGAAGCCGAGCGGAAAAUUUCGGAAAGUAAAUGUGCGGAGGAUAAAUAUAUCCCCACCGUUUACCCUAUUCAAUAUAGCACCAAAGUUCAAACUUUAUCGACGGUUGUGAUAAACGGAGGACCGAUCAGGACCACCAGCAAGGAACUCAGAGAAAACGGCACUUCCUUUGAGCCGGAGCAUAAGGUGAGGUUCGAAACGGACGAUCGUGAUAAAAAUCCGGAGAGUAGAUCCUCAUCCUUCCCGAGCGACUCGGUAAAACUUGGUACAAAUAUACAAAACAUUCUCUCGAAUGAGAAGAUAGAGGAAGUGACAAAAUUUGUGAUCGACGGGCAUUAUAGCAACGAAAUAUUCUAUUCUGUCAACCGGCAGAUAGACCCCUUGAAAAAGUUCGACUCGGCUGAGGAGAGUCGCCACGUAUGCAUGUCUUCCGAAUUGCCUACUCAUCGAUUUGAAGGGGAGGGUCCGCGGCAGAGACCUGCGACCUCCGGCGUGUCCGAUUUCAACACGUGGACCUCGACUAGAAUCGAAUCCGAGGGGAUGAUAGAUAAAACUCGAGACCAAUCCAAUUCGACCAACUCGAGGGUCGGUUCUUCAAAACCCCAAGACGACGUCAAAAAAAGUCUGCCGUACAUGGAGCUGAUGGAUGUGAUAAAAGCCAUAGAAGAGGACGAAAAGGAGACCUCCAAGUAUGGUGCAGGCGACAACGCGACCACCAGUAAAAAAUCAAGUUCCUCCGACAUUUGGACUCUGUUGGACGAGAUCGACGGGAAGACUUUUGACAAGGGAGCCGUCGACCACUCGACGCCGAAAUCGGGGACCAAACCGCGACCGACCCGGAUGAACGACUUGAUUUGUCUGAGUAACGCGGAGCUGGCGCAGAAAGUGAUGACGUUGUCGCUGCAGGUCGAGGACAUGGAAGUCACCCUCGAGACUUCGGCGAAGAGGCUGAGAGACAUGCAGCAGUCGCUGAAGAAACAGAAGGAGGAGAGCGAGGCGGCUAUCAAGCGGCACCAGAAGUUCAUCGACCAGCUCUUGAAGGAGAAGCUGACUCUGACGAACCAGUGCACGAAGAUCAUCGGCGAGAUGGAGAAGCAAUACGACGUGACGCUGAAGAAUCUCGAGGGGAAGUACAAAGUGGAGAUGAAGAAGCAGGAGGAGCGGCAUCUGGCGGCGGAGAAGCUGAGGAAGGAUAAGUGGAUUGACGCGAAGACGCAGAGGAUCAAGGAUAUGACCGUGAAGAGCCUCGAGCCGGAGUUGAAUCGGAUGGCCAAUCAGCAUCAAGAGGAGCUGGCCGAGAUGAAGAAGAUCUACCAGAAGCAGCUCGAGCAGCAGGAGGAGAUGUGCAAUCGGAGAAUGAACGCUCUUAGAGAGAAGAUGGAGACUGAAAAGGAGAACGCGUUGACGUUGGAGAAAGAAGCCGCUAGGAACAAGCUGGAGAAUGAGCUGCAAGAACUGGAGAGAAGAUAUCAAGAUCAGCGGAAAAAGUUGAUUGCGGAUUUGCACGCUGAGCGAGAAUCGAUGGAAAGAGAAAAAGACUCCGUGCUCCUAGAGAGGGAAAGGGAACUUGAAAGAAGGUUCGCGCAAAGGGAGAAGGAGCUCGAGAAAUCAUGGACUGAAAAAGAAAAACUUGCCACGGAAAAACUAGCGGCUAUCGAAGCAAAUUAUAAGUGCGAAAUUAAGAGGAUAAAGGCUGCUGCGGAUGAAGAGAAAGAAAGGUGGCGAGAGGUUGAAUUAGCUAAAUUAAAUGAAAAAGAGAAACUAAUGAGAGAGCAAUGCAAGAGAGAAAGAGACCGGCAUAUAGAAUCAGUGAUCGAAAAACUUGAACGGGAAACCAGCGAAAAAGAACAGGCCAUCGAAAACAAAUUAAAACGUUUGAAGGAGCAACUCGAAAGAGAGAGCGAAGAACACGAGCAAACGACCGAUACUUUGCGGAAAAAACUCACCGAGACCAGGAAUGAGACUCGUGAUAAAGAAGAGCAACUUUCCCAACUCAAAUCUCAACUCUCUAGAGUCGAAUCGGAAAACAACAUGCUCAAAGAGCUUUGCGAUCGUCUAUCAAAGGACCAGGUUGAAGUGCGUAAUUCAGCUUCGAACGAGCUUUCAAACCACAUAUCUAAGCUGAAAAAAGAGUUGGUGCAAAUGCGGCUCAACCACGAGGCUGAAAUUGCUGCUCUCAAGGGCGAGAAAGAAUGGGAAUCAACACAGGUUUGCAACAGGGUUUUAGAGACGGUUGCGAGGAAAGACGAGCGCAUCAGUCAAUUACAGAAGGAUCUAGCUGCUGCCUUAAGCCGAUGCAGUCACUUGGAAAGAAUAUCGGAGGAACAGUAUGGAAGUCAUUCAUGACAGUCGCACAAAGUGUACUCGCAUUGGAACUUUUCCGCGGAUUUGUAAAAUUAGUUUUUAUGAGAUAUCACCUAAAUGCUUCAAACAUAGCAUACAAGCUUGCGGCAAGAUUGAUAUUAGCUUGUGCAAGAUUGUGUAUAAUGAUGCAGCAACCUUGCCGCAAGCCUACCGCAAGGUUGUUGCUCCACAAUUUUUAUGGCGAAUCCGCAAGCUUGCUGCAAGCUUUUGAACAAGCCUCCGGUAAAAUUUCAAAAUUUUCUAAUCAAUCUCAUCAAAUAUUGCAGAGAGCUUACUGCUUGAUUUCAUAAUUUUACUAAGGUUGCUUAUCAAGUUUUGCUGCAAUGUUGAUGUAUGAACUUGCUCUAAGGUUGAUACUCGGUCGCACAUGGGCAGGAUUCCAGGAAGCUUCUAGUGGUAUUUUGAUGCGAGUUUGAAAAAUUUGUUAAUCUGCAAUUUUGAUGCAAAGUUGAUACUAAGUUUCUUGGAAACGCUAUCCAGUGGCAUGACCGCAUGGCUGCAAUUCUGACUCGAGAUGGCGUUUAUCGUUAAACCUCAAAUAAAAACUGACUAUAUUAUAAACAAAUAAAUAUGGGUACCUAUACGUUGUCGUAUGUACCACUUGCGGAACGAUGAGUUACAGAGUGCGAUUCGUCUUAUGUCUAAAGUCGAAAUAAGUCGAAACCCGAAACCUCCUUUUCAACGUUUAAAAAUUCACGAUCAUGUUUCUUUUUUUUUAAACGAAAGCCAACGAAAAUAAAGAACCGAACAAAAAAUCCAAAUGAAGUGUUUUCGCAUUUUAGCCAUCGAGAUAUAGUCGAACCGAUGAAAAAGAUGUUAACAGAGGCUUCAUUUCACCCAAAAUGUAUU
Bemisia tabaci is the source of this 4913-nucleotide messenger RNA. It is a transcript of the gene dila, whose product is annotated as centrosomal protein dilatory. The record is from RefSeq and is a predicted model, not a curated record. Gene Ontology annotation, biological process: intraciliary transport involved in cilium assembly; regulation of centrosome duplication; cilium assembly. Gene Ontology annotation, cellular component: centriolar satellite. Lineage: Eukaryota; Metazoa; Arthropoda; Insecta; Hemiptera; Aleyrodidae.